Molecule: messenger RNA, 981 nt
Organism: Lolium perenne
Lineage: Eukaryota; Viridiplantae; Streptophyta; Magnoliopsida; Poales; Poaceae
Source: RefSeq, a predicted model, not a curated record
GAUCAGUCUCCAGCUGCAACUUCGCCGUGGUUUCCGAUCGUCGCCAUAGCCAUACAUCCAUCAUGUUCCUAUCUGCACUGCGUAUAUACCUACUUGCCCAGCCAAAUCAUCCCUGCCUUACUCUUGAGAGAGAGCUAGCUAGCUGUGUUAUCACCUCAUCCAUUGCGAGCUCCAGUCGAGAAGGGAAGGAGGAGCAGAUCGAGGAGGAUGCAUCCGGCGGGCGCGGCUGCGGGUGGUGCUGUGAGGGCCGUGCGCGCGGUGGCGAGGGCCAACAUCAUCCUCGGCUUGGCGAUGGCCGCCAUUGCCCUCGUCGCCGCCACCAUGUUCAACCCCGGCGACUUCCACGCACAUGUACGCCACAGCAUGGAGCAAGCGGCGCCGGCGCCGGCGCCCGAGGCGCAGGGAUGCGAGGCGGCAACAGAGGCGGAGGCGCUGGGCCUGCGCGGGACGGCUCUGAAUCUGGUGCUCAUGGGGGUGGUGCAGGCGGUGCUUGCCGCUGCGGCCGACGUGGCCGUAGCGGGAUCGCUCGUCAGGCUGGGCCGGUGCCUCGCCGCCCUAGCGCACCUCAUCGGGGCCAUCAACGUCGGCUUCCUCUGCUACGUCGUUAGCCGGGCUGCGGUCGUCACCAUGGGGAACUGCGCCGUCAACCUCGUCUUCGACUACGUCCUCGUCGCUGUGUCCUACGCCGCGCUGCUCGGCGUCAGCCUCACCGUCACAUUCUUCUGAUUCAAGCCAAGAAGCUACGAACGCACUGCAGUACUCUAACUGGCUGCCACUGAUGCCCUCUGCCUUAGUUACCCAGCUUAGCACUGCCUGCAUCUAUCUUCCUCUACCUAGCUAGCACUACUACGUGGAUCGAUCCAUCUUGGUGUAUAGUAGUAUAAUUUCCAGGUAGGAUUAUCAAGGAGCGUGCCUCCGCGCGUGAAAUGUAAGAUCUGGCUAGCUAUUUAUUAUGUCUGAAUGGAUGUGUUUACCCUGUUC